Messenger RNA from Drosophila hydei, 435 nucleotides. Its product is annotated as histone H4. Gene Ontology annotation, cellular component: nucleosome. NCBI's taxonomy places the organism in Eukaryota, Metazoa, Arthropoda, Insecta, Diptera, Drosophilidae. Gene Ontology annotation, biological process: nucleosome assembly. Gene Ontology annotation, molecular function: protein heterodimerization activity; structural constituent of chromatin; DNA binding. The coding region runs from base 69 to 380 and encodes 103 amino acids. The record is from RefSeq and is a predicted model, not a curated record. The transcript has 2 exons.
GUAACGAUGCAGACAUUAGUUUGUUUCUGACAUUCGUGAAGUGUUCAUUAAAAAGUAAAAAGUGAAAAAUGACUGGUCGUGGUAAAGGUGGCAAAGGCUUGGGUAAAGGAGGUGCAAAGCGUCAUCGCAAAGUGUUGCGUGAUAAUAUCCAGGGUAUCACGAAGCCAGCUAUCCGUCGUUUAGCUCGUCGUGGUGGCGUGAAGCGAAUCUCUGGACUUAUCUAUGAAGAAACUCGUGGCGUUCUUAAGGUCUUUUUGGAAAAUGUUAUUCGUGAUGCUGUCACAUACACCGAACACGCCAAGAGGAAGACAGUCACAGCCAUGGAUGUUGUCUAUGCGCUGAAAAGGCAAGGUCGCACACUGUACGGCUUUGGCGGUUAGGAAAGAAGAAAGUAUAAAAAGCAACUUACACUCGCACCAAUCGGUCCUUUUCAGG